ACACUUUACUGACACAAGUUAUUGAAGGAGAAGAAUCAACUAGUCUGCACAACAAGCCAAUCCAGUGUAUUUUAGUGAAACUCAGGGAUGACUUAGUCCGACAAUUCAAGUCUACUAUGGAUGACAUCAAGAAGGCCAAGCUUGACUCCCAGCCAGGUGAGGGCACCUCUUACAAUAGACUGGAGAGUGUUGAGUCAACAGGAAGUUCGGUGUACGGCGACUGUAUGUCUGGGGGCUCGGAAGAGGAUGAUGACAUGGAAGGGUAUUACAACGACUAUUACCACCAGCAGCAGCAGGAGGAGAUGGAGAAUGAAAACUCAGAAAAGAUGAAUGACUUGCUGGUAAAUGAUAUGGAACAUGUUAAAUUACUGUACGGAGAGAAGUCACUAUCAUAUAGGUUAUUAGGAAGCAUCUAUGAAGUUGAUGUUGAACUAAGCAUUCCAUUGUCAUUUCUAAAUGAAGAAGUAGCUGAAGCUUGGAAGCUCAAUAGGAAGGAGCCUCUUAUUGUCCGUAUUCACCUGUCGUCUCUCCAUUAUCUUGAUGUUAAAGAUCCACCCAAAGUUGAAGUAUUCCAGCCUUCCAAGAAGGACAAGUUUGGUGUUGGUAGUCAGUUGAGAAAAAUAUUGGAGGUAUUCCUAUCGGACCAAUGGAAGAUUCUUAGCAAUGCCUCCCUGAAGACGGCAACAGCCCCAAAGUCAUUCAGUGUUCCAUCAUCUUUAUCAUCCAUGACAUUACUGGCAGAAUCAAGAGAUGACAAGGACCCUGACCCUUUCAAGGUGGAGGACAAUGCUGUAGCACAGGUAGUAGAGAUGGGCUUCUCCCCUGAGGUUGCCAGGAACGCCUUGAUCAUCACACGAGGCAAUGUGCAAGAGGCCCUCAACUUACUACUUACGAACCCAGAGAGUUGUACAGAUUUUGAUAUCUUGUCUCAAAACCUGGAGAAGAAGGUGAACAAGCCUCUCAUACCUAAAGUACAUCCGAACCGACAGUAUUCUCACCCACCCGUGCCUUGUUAUAUGAAGAAACAUGCGAAACGAAAAUCAGGUUGCAGUCGACAGAGAAGCAUUGCAUCAUCGUCUACAUCACCAAAUCUGUGUAUGCCACCCAUGGAGGAUCUGUCUCUCCUGCCGUCCUCAACACUAAGUGGGAAAAAUGCUAAACAAGUGCCAUGUCUACAAGAUGGCUUCCUUGUUCAGGUGUUCCGGUAUGUCCGACAGAGAAUCCCAACCCUCAAUGAGUACUGUGUAGUCUGUGAUGAACCUCAUGUCUUUCAAAAUGGAGCCAUGCUUAAGCCUGCUGUUUGUUCAACAGGAGGAGGUAAGUGUGUAUUUGCCUUGAAAUGUUCUCAAGCACUGGGUGUCAUGAGGUAAGGGGAGAUAACUGAUGAUGCUGCUGAUGACAUAGCAACAGGAGCUGAGGUGGUUGUAUUGCUGAUAGCUAUGACGAGAGCAGCCUGUAAUUCUGCCAGAAAAGCUACAAUCUUUGAACCGUUCCCCACAGUAGUAGACCCAGCCAACCCCCAAGAACUUGUGCUGUCACCAAAGAACAAGGAUUAUGCAAAGGUGAUAAACAUCAUCAAGUCUUUCCUCACUAUCCAGGAGAUGAUGAGGCUUGGCAGCUCGACUCUCAAGAAGGAAAUGGAUGUCCGGAAUGCUAAUGCAUAUCCGCUGCUUCAGUGGAUUAUUGCAAGCAACCGUUCCCACAUAGUGAAGCUCCCACCAGACAGACAACUGAGCUUCAUGCACACACCUCAUCAGUUCCUGUUGAUGAGCAGUCCUCCAGCCAAGGAAGCCAAGUUCAGAGAGGAGAAAGUCAAAUAUGGCAGCACUUUUGCAUUCCAUGGGUCGAGUAUAGAGAACUGGCACUCCAUCAUCAGGGAAGGACUAAUUGUAGCAUCGGGGACUACCAAGCAGAUGAACGGGGCAGCCUACGGCAAGGGCAUCUACCUCAGCCCCUCCUCCAGUGUGUCGUUUGGCUACUCCCGGAUGGGAUACGGAUACUAUAACUCCAAAGGCAAACCUGCAGAACAAGAACAGUCCAAGACCCGUUUCCUGAUGAGUGACAACAUUACGUGUGUGGCGCUGUGUGAAGUGUUGACUUCGUCCAACCUGAAAAAGAACAACGACAUAUGGGUGUGUCCUAGCAUGGACCAUUGCUGUACAAGAUUCUUCUUUGUGUAUGAAGAUGGUCAAGUUGGAGACAACACUAUCAACACACAGAAGGAAAAAUAUAAACAGGAGAUUAUGCGAGCUGUUGCAUACAGGAACAUCUAGUGCCAGCAGGACAAGUUUCCAUGCGACUGAAAGUGGCAGUUCCGGAUCUUUCCAGAGUGUGGAACAUUGAAGACAGGACAUGACAACCAUCAUGACUAAUGGACAUAAUCAUUAACACUUGGCAUCAUGGUGUUUGUUCAGCAAGAUGCCUGCAUAAUAUUGGAAGAAGCUGCUCUGAAAGAAUACAUGUUACUGUCUCAACCAAAUCCAGUUACCAUACAAUGGCAGUGAUGAAGAAAUGUGAUAAAUAUUGAUUACUUAGCUGUACUGUUUGUCAACCAAGAAAAGACAACCAUUUCAGGAAUGCCACUUUUAUUUGACUGAUUUGAUCAUCAGCUUGCUGGUUUCAGUGAUCUGCUUGAAUCACCACCCUACAUGUAGGACAGACUGUUCAGGUGAAAUAUUGUUCUUAAACUGUCAGCUGUUCCUGCAUCAGGGAAAUUGAUAAGUGUUUGAUAUAUUUUAUGACUUGGAACAUAGGGAGUUACUUAAGAUAUGCACCCUCCAUGUACAUAUAGGAGACUAUUGAUCAUCCCCAGUAUAGCAACCCAUCAACAGUGAUGAAGUCUUCACCACAGUUCUCUGCUCAGAGCUCAGUGCUGCAUUUUUGUUGUUGACAAUUUAUUACUUUGCUCCAAGAUAUGAGAAUUAGAAUGAUCUUACAAUCAGUGAUCGACAUUUAACAAUGCUUGCCCACAAUGAUAUAUGACUCAUUGUGUGGAGGAUUGAAUUGGUGUAAUCCUGAUCUUAACCAGUAUCGUCUCACUUGCACAACCUGUUUACCUAUAUGAUGAAAGAAUUGAUGUUUUAUGACUAUGAUUGCUUUGUGCAUGUGGGAUGACCUGAGAUUUAUUGUCUGCUGGAUUCCAGAGAUACAUGAGUCCUUAAUGGCAAUCAAGAGUUGGCUCAUGGAUUUCAACUUCUUUGUUGCUUUUUUCAAUGCAAUGUUUUGAUACAGAUGCUACACACACUUCAUAAAAGGACCAGCAUCAGUACCAAAACAUUAUCCCUUAUGCCCUCUGUCUCCGUCUCCAGAGCCCUGUCAGUAGAUCUGAUAAGGCAGUUAUAGUACUGGAUUUACCCCGGUACCUGAUUUGGUAUCCCAGCCAUUCCCUUGUAAUGAUGACUAGGCUGUAGGACAGUAUGUUACUACUAUCACUGAGCAAUUAUGGCUCUCUGUGAUGAGAUCAAAGUGAAGUAUAAUGGUCCCGUUUAACACCAUGCAUAUGUAGAAUGGAUUGAGAACUCUCAUACUGCAAUGAAAAGUACUUAACAGUCUAGCAUCAACAGUGCUGGGCUCAGCCAAAUAGAGGUUACAGGGUUCAGUAUGGUGUACAGCUGUAGAUCGUAUAGGGUAGUGUAACUACAUCACCACGUUAACAAAACCAUGCCCACAGACAAAGUAUAUGAGGCUUCAUUUGCUUGCUGUUUGUACCUUUUCCUGCUUUAUAAAACCAAAA
Haliotis rubra (blacklip abalone) is the source of this 3733-nucleotide messenger RNA. RefSeq names its product protein mono-ADP-ribosyltransferase PARP6-like. Gene Ontology annotation, molecular function: kinase binding; NAD+ poly-ADP-ribosyltransferase activity; protein serine/threonine kinase activator activity. NCBI's taxonomy places the organism in Eukaryota, Metazoa, Mollusca, Gastropoda, Lepetellida, Haliotidae. Gene Ontology annotation, biological process: endoplasmic reticulum unfolded protein response. The transcript has 21 exons. The record is from RefSeq and is a predicted model, not a curated record. Gene Ontology annotation, cellular component: nuclear envelope; membrane; endoplasmic reticulum tubular network.